AUGGCUUUAUCGACUGCCACCACCACAGAAGGGAAGGCCAGAAGAUCGAUGCCUUCAGCAUUAACAUUUGAUCUUGAAUCCAAAUGCUCCACCACGAAAGCCCGCGCGAGUACCCUCCACCUCCCCCACGGGCCCGUCAAACUCCCGAUUUUCAUGCCUGUUGCAACCCAGGCAUCAUUAAAAGGCCUAACACCGGACCAACUAGCACAGACAGGGUGUAAACUUUGCCUGAAUAACACGUAUCAUUUGGGUCUUAAGCCAGGACAAGCCGUGCUAGAUGAAGUCGGGGGAGCGCAUAAGUUUCAAGGGUGGAAUGGCAAUAUUUUGACCGAUAGUGGUGGCUUCCAGAUGGUGUCUCUCUUAAAGCUUGCACAAGUAACAGAAGAGGGUGUACGAUUCCUAAGUCCGCACGAUGGAUCACCAAUGUUACUCACACCUGAACACUCUAUAUCUCUACAGAACUCAAUAGGCUCGGACAUAAUCAUGCAAUUAGAUGAUGUCAUUGCUACGACAUCCCCGGAUCAUGCAAGGAUGCAAGAGGCAAUGGAAAGAUCGGUACGAUGGCUGGACAGGUGCAUAGAUGCACAUAAAUACCCUGAAAGACAAAACCUUUUCUGUAUAAUCCAGGGAGGACUUGACCUGGAAAUGCGCCGUCAGUGCUGCGAGGAAAUGGUGGCACGGGAUACGCCCGGAAUCGCAAUUGGCGGGCUGUCUGGAGGGGAGGCGAAAGAUGAAUUCUGUAAAGUGGUUGACGCUUGUACUGAUAUGUUACCGACAAAUAAGCCUCGAUAUGUUAUGGGUGUGGGAUACCAAGAAGAUCUAGUAGUAGCUGUUGCUCUAGGUGCCGACAUGUUUGACUGCGUGUUCCCAACUCGGACAGCUCGUUUUGGGAACGCCUUGACACCUUACGGUACUUUGGGCCUUCGACGUGCCGGGUUUUCCCGUGAUUUUAGACCGAUAGAUGAAAACUGCCAAUGCAAGACCUGUCGGCCUAAAGAGCAAGGCGGGCUUGGUAUUACUCGAGCAUAUCUGCACCACCUUGCGGCAAAAGAGACCGUUGGAGCACACUUUAUAACCAUGCAUAACGUUCAUUAUCUACUUGCAUUAAUGGACUCGGCUAGACAGGCAAUUCUAGAAGAUAGAUAUCCUCAGUUUUUAAAAGAGUUCUUCGGAAACUUAUACGGGGAGAAAUCAGAGAUACCUCAAUGGGCAGUCGUUGCACUCCGUGGAGUUGGAGUGGAUUUAAUGGAAUAG
Molecule: messenger RNA, 1254 nt
Organism: Nannizzia gypsea CBS 118893
Lineage: Eukaryota; Fungi; Ascomycota; Eurotiomycetes; Onygenales; Arthrodermataceae
Product: queuine tRNA-ribosyltransferase
Exons: 8
Coding region: 1-1254 (417 amino acids)
Cellular component (GO): cytosol
Molecular function (GO): tRNA-guanosine(34) queuine transglycosylase activity
Source: RefSeq, a predicted model, not a curated record